Molecule: messenger RNA, 2469 nt
Organism: Capsicum annuum
Lineage: Eukaryota; Viridiplantae; Streptophyta; Magnoliopsida; Solanales; Solanaceae
Product: GATA transcription factor 26
Exons: 8
Coding region: 563-2194 (543 amino acids)
Biological process (GO): regulation of DNA-templated transcription
Molecular function (GO): zinc ion binding; sequence-specific DNA binding
Source: RefSeq, a predicted model, not a curated record
AAAAAAAAAAAAAAAAAAAAAAAAGCAAAGAAAGUUAAAACAUUUACUUCAAAUACAAAUUUUAUACAAUAGGAACAAAGAAGUCAUACAAGAAACAACUCCAUCCUUUCCUUUGUUUUUCCAACCAUUUAUUAGAUUCCUCCAAUAACUCUUUCAUUUGCUCACUAUAAAAAAUUUAAAUUUUUUUAAAAAUUGUAAAAAAAUUAUUUGCAGCUGAAAAAAAUGUAGAAAAAAAACCCAUUUCAAUUUCUUGAUAAAUUUGUUCAUAUUAAUAUAUAUAUUUUUUUGCUGUUUUUAGUGGAGUUUUGUGGGACUUUAAUAUAUAAACUCCUUUGUGUUUUCUUGAGUUUUUACCUUUUAGUGUUUUCUGCAGAAGUUUGUUUUGGGUUUUUUUGCAGAAAAAAAAAAUAUUCAAGAAACUAUAUAAUUGUUGCUAUUAAAAGAGUGAAUAAAAUAAUUAAAAACUUGUAAAGAUUAUAUUUUUAUACUAUAUUUUUUUACCUUUUUAAAUUUAAUUGUUGUUUGUAAUUUUUUUUUAAGAAAAAAAAAAAAGAUUGGAUAGAUGGGAAAGGAAGGACCUUGCUAUCAUUGUGGUGUUACAAAUACUCCACUUUGGCGUAAUGGACCUCCAGAAAAGCCCAUACUGUGCAACGCAUGUGGAUCUCGGUGGAGAACAAAAGGGACUUUGGCAAACUAUACUCCUCUGCAUGCAAGGGCAGAACCUUGCGACUCCGAGGAUCACAGGGUUUCUAGGUUCAAAAACGUUUCUAUCAAGAACAAAGAGGCAAAGGUUCUGAAACGAAAGCAAAGUCAUGAUAAUGCUGACGUUGGAACUCCUCCCGAUUAUAAUCUAGGUUUCCGUAAGGUUUUAGAUGAAGAUAUUAGCAAUAGGUCAAGUUCUGGCUCUGCCAUCUCAAACUCCGAGAGCUGUGCGCAGUUUGGUAGUGCUGAAGCAAGUGAUUUGACCGGCCCAGCGCAAUCCAAUAUAUGGGAUACAACGGUGCCUUCAAGGAAGAGAACUUGUUUCAAUCGUCCGAAGCCAUCUUCAGUUGAAAAGCUCACCAAAGAUCUAUAUACCAUCUUACAUGAACAACAAAGUUCGUACUUAUCUGCAUCCUCCGAAGAGGAGUUGCUUUUUGAGAUUGACAAGCCUAUGGUUUCUGUCGAGAUAGGACACGGAAGUGUUCUAAUUCGGCAUCCUAGCUCAAUAGGUAGAGAAGAAGAAUCAGAAGCCAGCUCUCUAUCCGUUGACAACAAGCACCGUUCUGUCAGUGACGCUUAUUCACGAUUGACUACCCCUCUUGUAAAUAUUAGUAAGGGUGUCAAUUCACCAAAUAUGAGUACCGAGAGAACCAAGAAACCUACUGGUCCGGUAAUGGAACAAGACCAGAUUAAAAGAAACAAGGAUCACGUUGAAAAACUACAAAUUCUUGGACAUCAUAAUUCAGCCCUUCGUUAUAUAGACCUGAAGGAUGUACUUAAUUAUGAAGAAUUCACUAGUCAUUUGUCAAGCGAUGAACAACAGCAACUACUGAAGUAUUUACCACCCGUUGAUUCUUUUGCGCCUCCAGAUAGUCUUAGAACCGUGUUCGAGAGUUCUCAAUUUGAAGAGAACCUCUCUUCUUUCCAGAAACUUCUUGCGGAAGGUGUUUUCGAUAACUCAUUGCUGGGAGUGAAUUUAGAAGACUGUAGAACCUUAAAGAGAUUGAUAUUGUGCUAUUUAGCAAAGUCGAAGUGGGUGCAACAAUAUAAUUUACUCAAGGACACAAAAUGUAAGAACAAUAGCAGCGGUUCUGAAGUUACCGGAGAGCCAAGUGUUAUUGCCACAUGCCAUUCAGUGAAUGUGAAGAAACCACGAGAAGGGCAACAUCUGAAGUAUUCAGGUGCAAAGGCGGCAAUGAAGAGCCCGAAGAGGGUGGUGAUGAAAAGCAUCUAUGAGCAGAAGGAACUAGCAGCCAGCGAUGGCUCGUGCUUCAGUCCAAGAAGCUCAUUCACCUUACCUUCCGAGAAUAACUCCCUCAUGCUGGAUCCUUUCCAUUCCGCAAACCAAAAUUCCGAUCAGGACUUGCUGCUCGACGUGCCGUCCAACAGCUGCUUCCCUCAGGCAGAACUACUCGUACCGACAUCAAGUUUUACAACUCAAGCAAGUACCAGUAGUAGCUCAAUGUACCCUCCACAUUUCGUCCGUCCCUAACAAUACCAUCAUACCAGUAGUGUUGCAUAUCCCAUGCAAACAUUAUAUAUGGUAUUCGUCGAACGGGUUCGGAUGGUUGUCUUUUACCUUAUCGCGGUUUUACCUAUAUUGAAACCGGAAUUUUUUGGAUUUAGCAUAUAUGGAUAUGGUUGUUUUUACCCCUCCAUUUGUAUAGGUUUGAUGAACACUGUAUAAUAUAAGCUGAAAACGCCAGAGGUGGUAAUGAAUGGUUAGAAAUGUUGUGUGCAGUAAAGCUUUUGGCUUAAUUUUGGACA